This is a messenger RNA of Notothenia coriiceps (black rockcod), 750 nucleotides long. RefSeq names its product semaphorin-4B-like. Gene Ontology annotation, biological process: semaphorin-plexin signaling pathway; negative chemotaxis; axon guidance. The annotation marks the transcript as partial. The transcript is spliced from 6 exons. Gene Ontology annotation, cellular component: plasma membrane. Gene Ontology annotation, molecular function: chemorepellent activity; semaphorin receptor binding. Lineage: Eukaryota; Metazoa; Chordata; Actinopteri; Perciformes; Nototheniidae. The record is from RefSeq and is a predicted model, not a curated record.
CUGGACUGGAGCCCUUCAGACAAAGACCUGGAACAGUGUGCCAUGAAAGGAAAGGAAAUGGCCGACUGUCCUAAUUUCAUCCGUGUGCUGCAGUUCUUGAACGCUACUCACAUAUACGCCUGCGGAACCUUUGCCUACAGCCCCCGCUGCUCCUACAUUACCUCUGAGACGUUGAUGAUGAGCAUGAAGCCCGAUGAAGGCCGGGGUCGCUGCCCCUACGAUCCCUACCAACGCAACACCGCCAUCAUCGUAGACGGAGAGCUGUACACCGGCACCGUGGCAGACUACAGGGGGAACCGGCCCCUCAUCUCCAGACACCUGAGUGAGGGCCGGAGGGUGGACCUGAAGCUGGAUGACACGCUGGGCUGGCUGGAGGACCCGACCUUCAUCAGCUCCAGCUUCAUCCCUGAAGAGGAGAAGAUCUACUUCUUCUUCAGUGAGGUGGGCAGAGAGUACGACUUCAUCGACAAGUUCAUCGUUUCUCGCGUGUCUCAGAUCUGCAUGAGUGAUGUGGGGGGUCAGCGGACCCUGCAGAGACGCUGGACCACGUUUGCCAAAGCUCAGCUGCUGUGCCAGGCCGACAACGAGCUGCCCUACAACGUGCUCCAGGACAUAGACAGCCUCCCCCCAGCAGAGGGCGCUCCGGCAGACGAAACUCUGUUUUACGGCAUCUUCACCUCCCAGUGGUCAGUGGGCUGGACAUCCAUACAGUCCUUUCACAUGUUCAGAACCUGACUUUUCUUUACAUAA